UAUCUUCCUGACUUAGUCCAUUCUAGUGAUCCCACGCCACAAGCAAUAGAAGGCAAGUCCGUUCCACAAUGUCGAUACGAUGUACUCUCGUCAGUUAAUGGUCCAACUCUCCGCUUUGCAAAUGUUGGGGAGCCAGUGGUUCAUAAUUGUGUCAUAGAAAAACAGCUGGUGCCCGAUGUCAAAUAUGAAUCGGAUCUUUCCUCAGCGUAUACUACGAUUAGUGCAUUCAGAUUUGCUGAGCAAAUUGUGGUACAUUUUUCAUGUCAGAUCACACUAUGUCGAAAACACGAACAAGGUUGUGAGGGUAUCGCGCCUCCAGUAUGUGUCCCAAUCGAAUUCCCUCCAAUUCAUGCCGAAUACCGUCAUUCGACUCGUCCAUCGAUAGAAGCUACCAAAAUCACAGAAUUACCAAAACCAAUACCUACACCUAAGCAAUAUGGCUUUGAAUCGGUCGAGCUGAAUACGAGGACCACUGCUAGGCCAACCACCUCUACUCUUUCGAAUAAACUAGAGGCUAUAGCAAAUUUCCACGGUCCCUUUGUUUCUCAUCCUCCAGUUCCAUUAUCCAGGACAGAAGAAGAAGAACAGGAGGCAAACGCUAUAUCCAGUGGAGAUACGCCAGAAUUUGGCAUUGAAAUCGCCAAAGGGCCAGCAUCACCUUAUCAUAUGCUUCCCGAGGUGCCAAACGAUUACCGAACAGAGACCCUUUCAUCCGUUUAUGAUGUU
Strongylus vulgaris is the source of this 726-nucleotide messenger RNA. Lineage: Eukaryota; Metazoa; Nematoda; Chromadorea; Rhabditida; Strongylidae. The record is from the annotation of a GenBank genome assembly.